Molecule: messenger RNA, 1386 nt
Organism: Camellia sinensis
Lineage: Eukaryota; Viridiplantae; Streptophyta; Magnoliopsida; Ericales; Theaceae
Source: RefSeq, a predicted model, not a curated record
AUGGGCAUAACCGAGGCCGCUGAUAGAAUAGCUUUGGCAGUAUUCGAGCUUGAUGAUGAGGCUGACCAUUGGUGGGAGUUAAUCAAGAAUACUCGUGACGUAGCGAGCCUAUCAUGGAACCAGUUCAAGGAACUAUUCCUAAAUAAAUAUUUCCCAAGUACUAUCCGUCGAGAACGAGUCAAGGAAUUCCAAAACCUGGAACAAGGGAAUAUGACCGUGACCCAGUAUGCUGCAAGAUUUGAAGAGCUAGCCCGUUAUGCAACCAGAAUCGUAGCAAAUGAUGAAGAAAAAGAAAGGAUGUUCGAGUGGGGACUGGACCUUACAAUCAGAGGUAGAAUCCUUCCACAACGACUCCCCUCAUAUGUCGAGGUGCUAGAAACGGCAUUAGAAUCUAAAAGGGAAGUGAACGACGCCAGGAAGGCUUGGAACAAGAGAAAAGGGAGUCAGACGUCUAUUAGACCUCAGAGGAACCAGAAGGGAAGCAUGACCUCAAAGCCUUACUCCAUACCACAACCACAACAGCAACGACAACAACCGCAGCAACAGAUCCAGAGGGGAGGCUACCAACAAAGACUGGUGGGACAAAUCCAGUGCUUUCAUUGCCAACAAUUAGGGCACAAAAAGAGCGAAUGCCCCCAACACCCUCCAUCGGCAUACCAAGGAGGAGGUUCCGGAGCAAAUGCCCAGGCGUUAGGUGGGCAGAAGCCUUGGACAAAUAAGACAGGAUCUAUCGGGCAGCGGCACCAGAAGAGUGGAGGAACUCAGAACACCAAGACCAGUGGCAACCAGAAGGCAACUGACAGAAUCUUUGCCCUGCAAGAGGAAGAGGCAGACCCGUCCGUAAUUGAGGGUAAUUUAGUACUAUACAAUUCUUGGGUGCAUGUUUUAUUUGAUGCCAGUACAUCACAUUCUUUCAUAUCCUCUGCUUGUGCUAAGUCAUUAGAACUUGUAUGUGAACCCUUAGCAACGGCCUUAAGUGUAAUGUCACCUAUGGGAGGGUGCGUUCCGGUAGGAUCAAUCUGCAAGGACUGUAAGAUAGGGAUGACAGACCUACGCUUAACUUGCGACCUUCGUGUCAUGGAAAUGUCAGACUUCGAUAUUAUUUUGGGCAUGGACUGGUUGUCCGCCCGCCGAGCGGCGAUCGACUGUCGCCAGAAGAAAGUGGUAGCUCAUACGCAAGAUGGAACACGUUUCCAGUUGAAGGGGGAUAGACAAGACCCCAUGGUUUCAACAAAACAUCGGACGCAGUGGCGCGAUCAACUUGCGAGUAGGAUAGCAAGCCUAAUUCUAAAUGAGGAAGACCAAGGCGAAAUAGAACUUCCGCGCGUAGUACGCGACUAUGCAGAUAUAUUUCCUAUGGAAUUACCAGGAUUGCCGCCAACCUGA